AUGAAUUUAGCUUUAAGGCAAGUCUUAAGGUCGCAGACGUUCAGAUUAUGUGAUAGAUUUACUCACAGAAAUCUACCCAAACAAAUACAAAUAACCUCAACAUGUCCUGUUAUACAAUUUCGGAAUUAUUGCGAAGAGAAAGUAGAGACCAAAAUACUGCCGCAGCUAAUGGAAUUUCCUCCUAUUGUAUGGCCCUCUUUUAUGAAAUUCAUAAAGAAUUGGAUGUUUGCCAAUUUCAUUAUUAGGCCUUAUUUCGAGCAAGAAUUCAACUUACACGAGUUUAUUGAGGCUUCCAAACAUGCUGUUCAGGUUGUUUCAGAUGCAUUACAAAGAAGUGAUUUUAAAGCUUUAGAAGACAUAGUUGAGAAGGAUGCCAUCUCUGCAUUAAAGACUGCAGUGUCAAAGCUCUCAGUAUCACAACGACAGUUGCUAGCUAUUGAAAAAGAUGAUAUAUUUUAUGCUUUCCCUUAUCAGGUUGGGAUAAUGUUUGAUGAUUCAGACAAGAGGUGGGUAGAAAUAACAAUGUGCUACCAUGUGUUGAGGGGACUUAAACAUAUGAAAGAGACUGGUGAUCUACCUCCUAUAUCGUUAGGUGUACAGCCAGAGUAUCAAGACAAGAUAUUUAUACUGAAUUAUAGAUUCAUCAGAGAGUUUACUAAAGGCGUUGAAGGCAGUUGGUGGGUCAACAUAGUUAACCACUUCCAGCCCCAUACAUUGAAGAAGUUGCAGUAG
Molecule: messenger RNA, 732 nt
Organism: Arctia plantaginis
Lineage: Eukaryota; Metazoa; Arthropoda; Insecta; Lepidoptera; Erebidae
Source: the annotation of a GenBank genome assembly